UAUCUAAAUAAAAACCAGCUAUACACAGGGGAGAACGACUACUACAGAGGAAGAGCAAAGAAAAACACCUGGCUUUAACGAACGCUGAAUGAGAGUUGAUGGCAGGGGACAAGCCCCUAGAGGUGACAGGCACGUACACACCUCUGCCCACUUUCAGCCUCAGCUUCUACCUGCAGCUUCCGCUCCCGGGAGAGAAUCUUCGCCUCCUGCGUUCAAUACCCAACCAGGAAGUGGAGAAGAAAGCAAAGCAGAGAGGGAGGCAGUAGCGCCCGCUCGCAUUAGGGUGGGGGGUUACCCGGCCGCGCUGGAGAGGAUUUUCCAGUUACGCGCACACACUAAUCCGCAGCCUCCGCUUAGCACGGCUGCCAGUCUCCCCACGCACCCGCCCGAUGGCUUCUCUGCAGGACCCUCUGCCUGAAGAUCAUGCUGCAAAAGAGCCUGUGGAAGAUACAGAUCCAAGCACUUUUCCAUUAGAAAUGAGAGAAAAGUAUCCUGUCCAAGAUACACGGCUACCUAAAGAUGAGGAGUACCUAACAGAUAAAGUUACAUUGGAAAUAGCAUCUAUUAACAUCAGGAGUCUUACAUCAGAUUCUGACCUAAUACAACAGCCAAAAGAGAGUGAUAGUCAAAGCAAUACUGGAGAAUCACUUUCAGAUAUGAGGAGCUCCUGCAAAGAAAAUGGCACCUGCUCCUUAUGUUUGUCCCAUGCUCCAACCAUCAGUGACUUGCUCAAUGAUGAGGACUUGUUGUACACAAUGAGAAUAAAGUUGGAUCCAUGCCACCCUACAGUAAAAAACUGGAGAAAUUUUGCAAGCAAAUGGGGAAUGACCUAUGACGAAUUGUGUUUCCUGGAACAGAAACAACAAAGCCCUACGUUGGAAUUUUUGUUGCGGAACAGUGACAGGACUGUGGAACAAUUGAUUGAUCUGUGUAAAUUAUAUCAAAGAAUGGAUGUUGUGAAAGUGCUGCUGAAGUGGGUGGAGGAAGAAUGGCCAAAGAGAGGGAAUGGAACCUAUCAGAAUCACUUCUAGGUCAAAGAAAAUUGUUAGCUUGAAAAAUUGACUUGUCUGAUUACCACUAGUGAGAGGGAAGCUUUCCUUGUCAGUGAAAGGGCACACACCAUCAGUUUAUGCAGAAUGCAAGCUUUUAUUAUAUAUGUAUUCCAAGCAAAGAUAACCUUCCAAAUGUGAACAGAAUAUUACUAAUACAGAGUUGUCUUCCUGAGUCUGCAAACAUUUUAAGUCUUUUCCACUGCUCAUAGAUUUCCCAAGAAGGAGCAGAGUGAAAAUGAUACAGCAUUGAGCAAUAUGACCCUUGCAAACAGAACCUAGAAAGGAGUGAAACUGACAAGAAUGUCAGUUUCCCACUGCUGUUGAUUUGUAAAGUUUUGAUCAGCAGCCAAGAUGCUUGAACCCUUACUGGUAGCCCUGCCUCCAUCUUUCAUAUCAGCUUCUAUUUAGUAGGUGUCUGGUAAUAUUUCAAGCCCUAACAGGAGGAAUAAAAGGAGCUGUUAGAAGUGUUUAAAUAUUUUUGGUGUAGGAACCCCUCUUGUGUUUCCAAGAUCAGUUUGCUUUUGCAUUAUUGGAUUAAUUUAAUGUUUGAAUACCCCAUUUUGCAAAAAUUUCAUUUGGAUACUCUUUAUAUAUAUAUAUAUAUAUAUAUAUAUGACAUUAAAUGAAACUGUUGUGUAAUUCUA
Molecule: messenger RNA, 1696 nt
Organism: Chelonia mydas (Green sea turtle)
Lineage: Eukaryota; Metazoa; Chordata; Testudines; Cheloniidae
Gene: EDARADD
Product: EDAR associated death domain
Exons: 6
Coding region: 390-1031 (213 amino acids)
Biological process (GO): signal transduction
Molecular function (GO): protein binding
Source: RefSeq, a predicted model, not a curated record